AUGGCUUCUUGCGAUCAUUGUCGGAGGAGGCGGAUUCGGGCAUUAAUAGCUUUAGCUGAGGAAGCUUCAUGUUGUUGGUGCUGUGUUCUCGCGUUGGUAACCCUACUGCUGUUACUAAACUGUUUCAACGAAGCUUGUACGAUAACGAACGGUGGCGAUGAUGAGGAUAUUCAUGUCAAAGGGAUGAGUUCGGUGCCGCUCUUGGACCGAGCCUGUGAUGAAAUCUACGUUGUAGGAGAAGGUGAAACGCUUAACUCCAUCAUCGAUAAAUGUGGUGAUCCAUCUAUAGUGGACCACAACCCUCACAUUCAUGACCCGGACGAUGUUUUUCCCGGGUUUGUUAUUAAGGUCAAACCUAGGAAAUCAUUGAAUUAG
Molecule: messenger RNA, 375 nt
Organism: Hibiscus syriacus
Lineage: Eukaryota; Viridiplantae; Streptophyta; Magnoliopsida; Malvales; Malvaceae
Exons: 1
Coding region: 1-375 (124 amino acids)
Source: RefSeq, a predicted model, not a curated record